GAUUAAACUCGGAAGCAGCCGCCAGUCAUCGCAGCAAACUUCACUAGGCAGACGUGUGUUGUUCGUGUACGACUUUGUUUUAUUCCUUUUCUUUCAAGGUGGUUACGAUUUUUUUGUCGUUUCUGAAGUUGUGUGCGCUGCGGCCGUUUUUCUCGGCAAUCAUCGACCAUCAUCAGCUAUCGUCAUCGCCCAGCAGCAGUAAAAAGUCGUCCAUCUUUGAAUCGCCUCUUGAUCGUCUGUUCGCGUUCACCUUCGCAUUCGUGUGCCGUAAAGUGUAGAAGAAGGAUUCUCUUCAUUUUGAAGUGAAAGCGGAUAUUGCCCGAGUGUGUGUGCCAAGGAGACGAAAGUGGCAGAGGGAAGAUUCCGUUCGUUUUCCGUUUUCCCACAGAACCAGUACAGAAUUAUCAAGUUUCGGUAGCCUGGCAAAAAUUAGUUAUUGAAAGUGCUUCAGAUUGACGUGUUUAGGAGCAGCUCAGCUUACCAGCCAAAAUGAGCUGCCCGAUGCCUGAAAUUGGCUCCUGCAUUUCGUUGAUUUCGAAAGCCGAUAUCCGAUAUGAGGGGCUCCUAUUUACGGUAGAUCCGGAUCGUUGUACAAUCGCCCUAGCGAGAGUAAAAUCAUACGGAACGGAAGAUCGCGAAACGCAAUUUCCGAUUGCACCGCAGAACCAAUGCUAUGACUACAUAUUGUUUCGCGGGUCCGACAUAAAGGACAUUCGCGUCAUCAACAACAACCCGGUGCCGAACGAUCCGGCAAUCAUGCAGAUGCAUCUGCCUCCACAGCAGCAGCUACCGCCAAUGCAGAACAAGUUAGGUCAACCAGGCUUCCAGCCGCAACCAGGGUUCAUGAUGCCUCAGAUGGGCCCCGGGCCGAUGAGUGGACCACCUCCUGGGCACCAGCCACUGGCGCAGCCGUACGGUUCCUUCGGGGGAAUCAACAAUCUCGGAGCAUCCGUUUUAGAUUUGAUCGGUGGUGGAGGAGGUACUGGUGGAUCGCGUUCGACUACGCCAAGCAAUUUGCUGUCCCGCAAGAGUCCAACAGUAGAUAUGGGUGUCCAAACAAAUCAACAACAGCAGCAGCAAAAUCAAAGUGGUGCACAACAGAACAAUAGUCGCGAUGCUAAUCGUAGCGGUGGUGAUGGCGGAAACAUGGACCGUACAAAUAAUCAGCGCAAUCGGAACAACAAUCAACGAAACAAUAACAUGCAGCGGGAACGACGUGAUUCGGCAAAGAACGAUGGCGGACAGAUGAAGGAUGGUUUCAAUAAGAAUUUGCAAAGACAAGGAAAUCAGAAUAACCAGAAUCGUGGGUGGAACAACAACCGUGGCAAUAACCAGAACCAGAGCAAUAACAUGCGUGGUCGUCCUCGUGGUCGCGGGGGUAUCCCACAGGGCACCAACAACAACAAUCGUCGAAAGAGUGCUACCUCCACUAGCGAUAGCAAUAAUAAGAAGCCAGCCAUAAAUGGCAUCGUUAAUAGCAAGAAGCCUAAUAAUAAUCAAAAACAGCAGGGACUCAAUCGUGGGAAGAACUUGCUCAAGUUCGAGAACGACUACGACUUCGAGCAGGCCAACAACAAGUUCGAGGAGCUCCGUUCCCAGCUGUCUAAACUCAAGGUGGGCGAUGAAGUGAAACCAGAGCAGUUGAACAGUGAAACAACGGACAAAAAGGACGACUCGGGCAACGAAACUGGUGCCGGUGAACACGAACAGGAGGAGGACGAAGUUGUGUGCUACGACAAGGCAAAGUCAUUCUUCGACACUAUUUCCUGCGAAGCGAUUGAACGCGCUAAGGGUAAACAGCAGCGUACAGAUUGGCGGCAGGAGCGCAAACUUAACACCGAGACCUUCGGUGUAGGAUCAACAAGGCGCGGAGGCUACAACAGACGUGGUGGAUACUACAAUCGUGGUCCGAACAAUUAUCGUGGCAACAACCAGUACCGUAACAAUUACCGAGGACGCAGCGGUAAUCGCAACAAUCAACCCAACGGUCUUUCUCACAAUAAUGGUGGUAAUCGUAACAAUGGUAACAGCAAUAACAACCAGCAGCAGCCGCAACCUCAGCAACCCCGUCUUCAGUCACCUCAAGCACAGCAACCGGCUGCCAUAGAGGUUGGCGCAGGCAAAUAAUGCUAUACAACACAUGAUGAUACGCAGUUAGUUUUAAAGAGCUGACCAGAGUUCCGUUAAGCUUAUCACCAAACCAAAACAUCAGAUAGUAAUAACAUGUUCCUGUUGCGAAUAAUUGAAAGAACAAAGUCUGCUAACCGAGCAGUAAGGAUUAUUAACACGAAAUUUAACAUCGAUAAACCUGCCUACAUCCACCUGCUGUUGGCUCGGUACCAGCAUUAACCCACCGUGACCUUCCUUCGUUGAAUCGAUUGGUCUGUAGAGAAGGCGUACUGAAUUGUUCCCCGAUAUGUCGGACAAGCAAACAAGUUGGGUAGUCUAGACAAAAUAAUCAUUACUUUCAUCCCGGCUAAGUGCAGUGAGAUAGAGAGAAUGAUUAUGCUUGGUAUAACCUCAAUGAUCUGGUCUUAUGUAUACGAUCUUCGCUAAAACAAAAACGAGGACAACGUUUAACGUAUGUCCCCAAACCCCAAUCUAAGCGAAGAUUAAACAUAAGAACCACUGCAAAAGGUAAUCAACACUGAAUGGAAUCGCUUUUCUUUCCCUUUGAUUCAACGUAACAUUGAUCAAAAUAUUACGCGCACAUAAGUUCUUGGGAGAUUGAGCAGAUGUUUAUUUUUCUAUUGCUGGCAACAGAAAAUAAUGCUGAACGACAAAGACUUUGUAGGCACACAAAGUUGUACCACACAUAACAGUAGGAGAUGUGCAGGGAUUUUCUUAAAUUUGCUUGUGUGAUUAUUUCAGAAAAGUACUGCGCUAAGCGUAGUGAAAAUUUAGUCGUGUAUGAAGGAUUUUUAAACUAAACUUGAAAGGAGGAAGCGGAAGGUGAUCAUCAUAAACUAGGUGUAAUAUAACGGAACCAAACGCAGGAAUAAACGGAAUCAACAUUUUGUAUUUCAUGUAGUUCAACGAAGAUGAACGAUCAACCCUUUCGCGGGAAAUUGAAUAUUCAUUAAGAUAUAAUUGAAAAAAGCAGAAGCAAGUUUACAAUUAAAUCAACUCCUCUCAUGAGAAGAGGAGACGAAAGUGUGAAGAUGGAUGUACUGGACCGAGAUAAUGUGAAGUUCGAAGAAAUGGUUUAGGGAUUUAACGUCACAGAAACGAAGAAGUAAUGCGUUUGAUAGAUGGAGAAGAGCCGCGAUAUGAAAAUGGGAGAUGAAAUAUAGAAUUUCAGCGGGAAGCUAACCGAACAUAAAGAGUGUCACUGUAUGUAAAUUAACAUUUUUGUUUAGUAAGCUAUUUAGAUUGAAAAUGUUAUUCAAUUGUUUGGAAAUGGAAGGUUUCUCGUUAUCGUUAAAUAGUCAUCUUAUUUCAUUUUUGGCUUAUUCAUUUCCUUUCAAUUUUAUUACUUUUAACAUAACCAUGCAUGUAAUUUCCGAAAAGUGAAGAAAAUCGGAAAAGAGUUUUUCUUCUUACUGAAUUGGUUAGCUUUCUGUCGAGCUAGUUAGUGACAAUCAUCAGAUUUUCGGUAGCUUCCCGCGACCAGAGUAACAACUUAUUGAAUGUUAUAUCAACAGGUAUACCCGUAAUCUCUCAUAACAUUUCGGAGCUUUGUAAUAUUGAAGAAACAGAAACUAUGUAAUAAUUAUGAUUAUGAUAAUAAUAUGGAAUAAUUAUAAAUAUUAUAUUUAGCAGAAAAAAGCAGGAAUAAGUUAUUUCAAAGAAGCUUCAAACUUUGAGCUGAGUUAGAGAAAAGUCGAAUCCAAAUCAAUCCAACCAAUCACAUAAAAAUGUCCUUUGCAUAAAAUCCUAUUACGUAAAUCUAGUGAAAUCAUACAUUGACAUCUGAGAAAAAAAAACAAUAGUGAAACAACCAACCUCCAAAUAACUAUUACUUUGUACACCUCGUUUAUAAGAGAGGUUGUAAUACAGUUUACGCCAACAUACAAAAAAGUAUAUCGGAAAAGGAAUGAAAGUACUAAAUGAUGGCUAACAUUCUUGGAUCGCCACAAGAGCUCGUAACUGCCAUCGGUGAUUUUCCGGGAUAAUUCAAUGAAAUAAUGGGAAUGUCAUAAAGCUAAGGAUCCAGUAACUGGAAGAAGAAGGUAAAUUUAUCGGCGAAUAAACAAGAUAAGUUUUUUUUCUGAUUUAGAAAAAAUACAAUAAUACACAGAUACCUAUUAACUAAAUGUAUAAGAAGGUUUAAAAGGAUGGUGUAGCAUUUCUAAUGGAGAUCGCGAAAUGACGUUUGGAGAGGAUUAUUCGUGAGUUAUAUUAAAUAGGAUUUCUUGAGUUUUCCAUAAUAACUUACGGCAGACUGGUGAAAGAUGAAGGAAACCCAGAAAGAGAAUGAGAGAGAAGAAAAAAAAAACAGAAUGUAAGAGAGCAAGAGAGAUUGUGUUAGGAGACAUCUAUAACACGUAGAUUAAAGUGCAUU
This is a messenger RNA of Wyeomyia smithii (pitcher-plant mosquito), 4504 nucleotides long. It is a transcript of the gene tral, whose product is annotated as protein LSM14 homolog B. Gene Ontology annotation, molecular function: mRNA binding. Bases 490 to 2127 code for a protein of 545 amino acids. Gene Ontology annotation, cellular component: P-body. NCBI's taxonomy places the organism in Eukaryota, Metazoa, Arthropoda, Insecta, Diptera, Culicidae. The record is from RefSeq and is a predicted model, not a curated record. Gene Ontology annotation, biological process: cytoplasmic stress granule assembly; P-body assembly. The transcript has 9 exons.